UCAAAAUGGCCCUGCUGCAGAGACAGCAGAAGUAGGAGAGAGAUUUGAUGUAUGGUUUUUUUCCUGUUAUUGUGAUGAUGUACAGCGUAGUUACUUGUCCUCUGGCUUAUAUAUUUAUUUUAUUAUGUGCCUUUUCGAGUCCUGCCGAAUCUGCAAAAAGCGAUAUUGAACUAGAUGCCAAAGCACAGCAUAACCAUCAGAUUGACAGCUUAAAUUUACUUUUGUAUACAUUCUUACUUACUCUGACAGUGUUAACCAUAUGGCUGUUCAAACACAGGAGAUUUCGAUUUAUCCACGAGACUGGACUAGCUGUGAUUUAUGGCCUUAUUGUGGGAGCUCUUAUACGAUAUGCUGGAAAUGCCAGUUCUGUUGUACACAUGACUGUUGUACCUGAGAAAGACAAAUAUAAUCUGUCUUUGCCUCCGGAUUCCUUAUGGCUACGUUUUCCAAACAAAGGAGGGUCACCAAAUGUUCCAAACAAGACGUAUGCCUAUACAUUCAGAGGAGAAAUUGAUGUUGAUGACAGUGAAAUUGAACUUAAGGCUACAUUUGAUCCAGAAAUAUUUUUCAAUAUUAUAUUACCACCAAUCAUUUUUCAUGCUGGUUAUAGCUUGAAAAGGAAAUACUUCUUUCGGAACCUUGGGGCUAUUUUGACUUACGCACUGAUUGGCACAACACUGUCGUCGUUUGCUGUGGGUGCUUUGAUGUAUGGUUUCAUCCAGUUGCGGCCCUAUCUGAAGUCAAGUUUCACGUUUUUGGAUACUUUAUACUUUGGUGCCCUCAUUUCUCCAACAGAUCCUUUGACAAUAUUAGCCAUUUUCAAUGACCUUCAUGUUGAUGUCAAUUUGUAUGCACUUGUUUUUGGUGAAAGUGUCCUAAAUGAUGCAGUUGCUAUUGUUUUAAGCGGAGCUAUACAAAAUUAUGGAGAAAGGUACCAAUCAGGAUCAGGAGGUUUUGAAACUGAUGCAUUCUUUAGAGCAUUGGGGGAUUUCUUCGUGAUUUUCAGUUUAUCUCUCCUGAUUGGAACUGUCAUGGGAUGCAUUACAGCCUUGAUGACCAAGUUCACGAGGGUGAGGGAUUUUCCUCUCCUGGAAUCAGCUUUGUUUGUGCUGAUGUCAUACAGCACGUUUCUUAUCGCAGAGGCAUCUGACCUCACAGGUAUUGUGGCUGUCCUGUUUUGUGGAAUCUGUCAAGCACAUUAUACCUACAACAAUUUGUCCGUAGACUCUCGAACAAGGACAAAGAAGUUGUUUGAACUGCUCAACUUUCUUGCUGAAAAUUUUAUAUUUGUAUACAUAGGUGUUUCUAUGUUCACAUUCCCAAAACACCAUUUUGAUCCUGGAUUCAUCAUUGUGGGAUUUUUAUGUGCAAUGGUGGGUCGUGCAGUAAACAUUUAUCCUCUAUCAUUCCUUUUAAAUCUAGGCAGGAAACCAAAGAUCGCAUAUAACUUUCAGCAUAUGUUGUUUUUUGCAGGUCUGAGGGGAGCUAUGUCUUUCGCAUUGGCCAUCCGAAAUACUGUGUCAGAUGCAAGGCAAGCCAUGUUGACAACUACUUCACUGAUAGUUAUCAUCACAGUAAUAGUGCAAGGUGGUGCAACAAUGCAAUUGUUGACGUGGUUCAAGAUACCAUCCCAUCAAGAAGGAGAACCUUCAGGGAUGUGGGACGAAUCAAGUGUCGGGGUGGAAGAAGAAGUAGAAAUGCUUCCCUAUACAGGAGUUAGAAAUGUAUACAAUUCAAUGGGGACAACAUUGAGGGAGGACACAUCGGAGCAGCCUCGUGAGAGCAACAAAGUCAAUGAAAAAGCUUGGCUUGCUCGUAUUUGGGGGAACUUUGAUGUAAGAUAUAUGAAACCAUUGUUGACACAUGCACGUCCCACACUAUUGGAAACCCUUCCUGUAUGCUGUAAUCCUCUCGCAAGAGUUUUGACAACAACUGAGCAAAUGACACAGGAGAAUCGUUCCAGAUCACAAAUGGAUUCUGAUUCCGAUUUGUGUAUAGAUGACAAUGAUGUCAGUUACACAAAUCACCGUCGAUCCAGUGGUGCGAGAAGUGACAGUGUGACAAUAUCUGGUGAUUUAGGCCUUGGCAGUCGUGUAGUGGACACACGUGUUCGAAUCCCUGGACCUGGUGGAAAUAACAUUUAAUCUGAUUAGGAAGUAUCAGGAAGGCUGUGAAAUAAGAAGAACACAACAGUAUUGUUUUGUGAUUAUUCCUAGAAUAUAAAAUGUGUGUAUCCUGCGUGAUCAGCAAAGACCAAACAGACAUGUUAGAUACAGUUCACUUCACUAUAAUUUUGCCUUCAACUGUGCUUGAUAUCAGUUCAGAAGUGUUUCAUAACAUGUUCUGUAAACAACUGCAUGUAAAAUGUUGCCUCACUCUCAUUUGUUAGCGAAAUUUGCGUACUUGCAGCUUGUGGUUAAUGCUGUUAUACUUGGCAACUGAAUUUGCACACUGUUGCUCAUGUAGCUCAGUACAAGAAUCAUUUAAGAACUCUAAAACAUUUAUCACACAAUUUAUUGGAAACAAAAUUAAUAUAAUUCAAAAGUGUUAAAGUUUGUUUUACUAAAAUAUUCUUCUUUAUCGUGAACACAUUUUUAUCACUUAUAAUUAAAAAUAUCUAUUAACCAUACUUUACUCUGUGUUGUCAGCUAAUGUUUGUUAUAACAGACAUGGAAAUAUGAAAAAUAUGUCAGGCAGCAAAAUAGAAAGAAAACUCUGAGUCAUUCGAAAAUACAUUCUUAUUAAAGCAUUGAUUCUGGUGGGGUUUUGUCAUCUGCAGUGUGGUAUGUGCAAAGAAAGUAGCAGGAAGUUUCUUCGUGAAUAUUUAAUGACUUUGGAAAUAUAUGACAGUUGUGCUGGAAUAGAAAAACAUAGUUUCGGCUGUAAUACUGCAUUAAGUCUUCUUUUUUCAUUUGUGAAGGUGUAAUAUAAAUCCUAAAUUGGAUUUAAGUCAGUAUUAAAGGCUGAUUUAAUUUUCUUAUCUAUUACUCUCAUUGAGGAGAUGUUUUAUAUACUUCACUGUACUAGCAGAAAGAGGCUGCAUGCAGCUCACUCAUGUCAUAAUAGAUGAAUAAUGCCAAAGUUUAUUUUAUUUAUUUAUUUAUUUUUUUCAUACUGUAGUUUUCAUCACCAGCAGUUUUAAUUUACAUUAGAAGUGCUCUUAAAUUUUCAUUCAAAUUCUUCAAUUGUCCUCUGCUUCCAUUUAGCAGUGCGACAAUUAUUUGCAGCAACCAAACAGUUUUCUCCUUUAGUAAAACUAAUAUUUUAUUGGUAUAGUUUACAGUUUAUUUCAGUAUACAACCAGUUUAUAAUAAUAGAUUCCUUGUAGACAUAGAAAUAAAUAUAAUGUCAGAGAGGCAGGUUGUCUUGUGACUUCGGAUUCAGAGUGGACCAUCACAGCUUAAUGCACAGAACAUCUGGAAUCUGAUCCUUUACAGGAGCUAUUACAUUCUUUAUUUAGGAUAAGUUUCUCUGAACUAUUCAUAAUCAUAGAUGAGACAGGUUUCUGUGCAUGUUUAUAUCUUCAACUUUUCAUUUGAGGUUAGCACUGCAGAUUUAUUGAACACUUUGUACUUCUGUUAACAGAAUUUUUUACUUCUCAAAGUCAAGUUGUCAGUUUAACACUUCUGCUAUAGCAAAAUUAAAUUAUUCCUAAUAGUUAUUCAGCUGCAAUUGGAAAACUACAAUAGGGAUCUCUUUACAGAUUUUCUGUAAAUGUACCUGGUUUCUUAUGUAAAAUUGUGCUGAUUUGCUGUUUGAUAAUGAAAUAAAAUUGAGAGUAAAAUAAGUGAAACAUUAGUAUACAGUUCUGUUCCAAUGGGAAAAACUAAGCACAGCACACAGGUAACUGCUCACUAGUGCUGAACUGUUAUGCUUGAGAUAACCAUCUAUGCACACAUUUAUCAAUAUAAGAUGAAAAAAAUAGUAUAGAUAAGUGUAAAGAUGAGUGCCAAGAACUAUAGUGUUUAAAGAGAAUUUUUUUUAACUAAGAUGCCAGUGUAUUGUCUUUCAGAUGCAUUAUAAUUAAUACUUUAAAAUUCCAAUUAUUUCUGCUAUCUACCAGUUGAUAAGUGUGGCUAUCAUCUUACGUAAUUUUUUAAAUAGCUUUGGUAAGGUUUAUAAAUUAUUGAAAAUUGUGGAAAUAUAAUUUAAACUCAGUAAUUAUUAAACUUAUUUUCCUUAAAUUGAGGUCUCUAAUGUAGCAGGAAAAUACCAUAUUGUCACUAAUUACAGAUAUCACUUGCAGUUGGUUUUCCAUGAUUGGUAUGUGAAAAUAUGAGGGGAAAUAAUAUAACAAUAUGAUCAUGCAACAAUUAUUGCACAAUUCUUGAUAAUUUGAUAACCAUUUGUUCAGUGCUACAAAUAUAUAAUGUAAGGAGUCAUGAAAGUUAUUUUCUGUAUAUCAGCACUUUAAGUGGCAAAAAGUUUUUUUUUCUUCAGAAGGACAAUAAAAUACAUGUCAGUAUGUACUCUUUGGGAAUAGUAGUGAAUAAUCCAGCCCAAUUUAUUGCGUAUUUUUAAGUCUGUUGUUGUGUAUGGGGUGAUAAAAUAUUCAUCAAUGAAUCAGAAAAAAAUUAUGCAUGGUAAUUCCAGUUAUUUACCAGUGGUGUACAUAUAUUUGCCAUUGUCACUUAAAGGGUUAACUCAGUUUCUUUCACAUUUAUAUUAAAAUACAAUAUUACAUGCUGUGGCACAUACAUCAACAGUACUUU
Molecule: messenger RNA, 4712 nt
Organism: Schistocerca americana (American grasshopper)
Lineage: Eukaryota; Metazoa; Arthropoda; Insecta; Orthoptera; Acrididae
Gene: Nhe3
Product: sodium/hydrogen exchanger 7
Exons: 16
Coding region: 48-2144 (698 amino acids)
Biological process (GO): sodium ion transport; proton transmembrane transport; regulation of pH
Cellular component (GO): membrane; recycling endosome
Molecular function (GO): sodium:proton antiporter activity
Source: RefSeq, a predicted model, not a curated record